Molecule: messenger RNA, 1974 nt
Organism: Vigna angularis (adzuki bean)
Lineage: Eukaryota; Viridiplantae; Streptophyta; Magnoliopsida; Fabales; Fabaceae
Product: RNA polymerase sigma factor sigE, chloroplastic/mitochondrial
Exons: 6
Coding region: 217-1752 (511 amino acids)
Biological process (GO): regulation of DNA-templated transcription; DNA-templated transcription initiation
Molecular function (GO): DNA-binding transcription factor activity
Source: RefSeq, a predicted model, not a curated record
CUUCUUCUUCCACCGUCGAUCUCUCUGUGAUUUUUCAGACUUAAAAUUGUGGACACCGAAUUUUUUUCUAGAAUCUCGCGUUUAACGAAACCACAACCUCCACGCGUUCUCGUAGAUUCAAUCUGCGUGGACUCAGGGAAACAUUGCAGUUCAAGGAUCUCUGCAUUGAAAAUUUGUUUAAUUUUUUAUGCUCUAAACACGGUUUGGAAACCUGGCAUGGGAGUUGUUACUGUUUCUACCUCAGCUGCUAGGACUCCAUUAAGAUUGAGUACAAAGUUUAUCAGUCGUCAGCAGGCACAUAAACGACUCUUAAUUGUAGCUUUUAAAGGAAAUAAAUCGAAUAAAACCACUUUGGUUUCACCUCAGGAGCAAAUUCCUCUACCCGUGGAAACGGCAAAGAAACAAAGGAAAAGGAUAGAAAAGAGUAAUGAGUCGCUGAAGAGAGUGAGAGCUGUCUCUACUGAUGAAACCUCUCCAUUCACCAUGGUUGUGGACUACAAUGAAGCUGCAGCCAAACUUGAAAAUAUAUAUAAACUCAGCUCCGUAUCUGAUACUUGUGAGACGGAAGAUAUAGAUAGUAAAACCACGAGAGUAUUCCGGAGGAGGAAGAAGGUUGGUGAUGAACAUGAUGACAGAAAUGAUGAUCAUGUGGUUAGAAACCUGAAUAAGAAGGCCAAACGAUUGAGUCUUGAUAAAAGGAUUUCAUUGAAAAGGAAUGCAAAGGAGAAGGUAAUUGUUCAAGCUCAGAAAAAAAGAGAUGUUAAUAAAGUAGAGAAAAUUGAUGCGCUUAUCAGGGAGUAUUCAGCAUCAACUGAUUUAGUUAGCAUGGACUGGAAGAAAAUGAAAAUUCCGCCAGUUCUUCCUUCUUCAGAACAUGCAUGGUUAUUUAAGUUGAUGGAACCUAUGAAGUCACUCCUACAAAUGAGAGAAGAUUUACAGGAAGCAGGGAAAGAAAUUUCGGAUGGUGAACUAGCAGAUGCAAAUAGCACUAGCAUUGUUCAAGUAAGGAAAGCUAUAGAAAUUGGUCAAGCUGCGAGAAACAAGCUCAUAAAGCACAAUCUCCGACUUGUAUUGUUCGUGAUUAACAAAUAUUUUCAAGAUUUUGCAAGUGGCCCAAGGUUUCAAGAUCUUUGUCAGGCUGGAGUUAAGGGACUUAUCACUGCAAUUGAUCGAUUUGAGUCAAAAAGGAGACUUCAGCUAUCUACAUACGGUCUAUUUUGGAUUAGACAUUCAAUUGUUCGUUCCAUAACCCUCUCAAGCUUCACACGUGUUCCUUUUGGACUUGACAGGGUCAGAGCAGAUAUUCAUAGAGCAAAACUCGAGUUAACAUUUGAGCACCAGAGGUCACCAACGGAAGAGGAGGUAUUAAAAAGAAUUGGGAUCUCCCCUGAACGAUAUUAUGAUGUACUGAAGGCAUCAAAACCCAUUCUAUCCCUGCAUUCAAGACAUAUAACCACGCAGGAAGAGUUUAUUAAUGGGAUUACUGAUCUUGAUGGUGUGGAUGCUGAUAAUAGGAGGCAAGUUGCUGUUCUAAGACUUGCUCUUGAUGACGUGCUUGAUUCCUUGAAGCCAAAGGAAAGCUUAGUGAUUAGACAGAGAUAUGGACUUGAUGGCAAGGGUGACAGAACCUUGGGAGAAAUCGCUGGGAACUUGAAUAUUUCAAGGGAAAUGGUUCGGAAGCAUGAAGUCAAGGCUCUCAUGAAGCUUAAGCACCCUGCUCGGUUGGAUUAUCUCCGUCGCUAUGUUGUAUAGUAAAUUGACAAAUGUAUAUAUGCUUCUGCUGCUGUCGUUAUAGUCCAAGUUACCUAUAGUCAUGCCCAUGAAGAUAUAUAUUACGAUUAUUUAAACAUACAAAAUCAGCAUUAGUCAGGUAAUUUGUAUAUGAAGGAGUUAUUUGUCAUAAGAAAUAACAACCUAAUGCAUGUUUCAUGUAAUUAGUUGUGUUUAUAAAAUUACAUUCCAAAUUAUACAAUA